AUGACAUUGGGUUUGUUUGAAAAGGUCGAACAUAUCCUAGGUUAUCAAGAAAGAGAGAAAUAUUUUCAUUUCUCAGCAACAUCAUAUGAUAUCUGGAAUAAAUUCUAUAAUACUGCUACUGUUGAUACCUUUGUAAACAAAAGUAGAGAGGUUAUUGAAAAUAAUAAUGUCUUUGUCGAUUAUGUCUGUUUCCAAAAUUUUGAUUCAGGAGUUAUUCGAAUCUCUUCAAUUAAUGAUUCAAAAGUUCUUAUAUCAACUUCCUCUUUUUAUAAAUGCUCUUCAGCAAAUAAUGGAGGUUGUAUAAGUUGUUCAAAUUCAGGAUCUUGUGUUCAAUACAAAGUUUCGGAUUAUAAAUCAAAAAUUCAAAGUGAUUAUGGAUCUCAUUCAUAUAUUACAAUGACAGAUAGAUAUCUCAGCAAGAAUUUUGUAAUUGAAUCAUCAUUCGAUCAAAAUAAGGGACGGAUUUCGGUUUUAUAUAACAAAUAUGUAUUUAUUCUAUUUUCAUCAAUAAAUAUUUCAAAUUCAAAUCUAAACUAUAAUGCAGCAUUUAUCAGUGUAGAACCAUAUAAGCUUUCAGCAAAUUUCAGUAAUUUCAUCAAAAUUUCAUCAAUUGCACAAUGCGUUUUUUGGCAUGGGUAUGGUACACAAAGUUUCAGCUCAAGUAAUGUUAUUGAUAAUAAAGUUACCGAAAAUGGCAGAAUUUUCGCUAAUAACCAAGCAUCACUUACAGUAAAUCAAUGUUUCUUCAAAGGAAGCAGUGCUGCUACAUUAUUUUUAAUUGCUUAUAGAAUAACAUCAGGUACUACAAAUGAAUGUCAUUUUGGAUCAGACAAUACAUUCCAAUUGAAUGGAAAUAUUCAGAAAUCACAGGAAAUGACAGAAAUCAUACUAUCAAAUUUAUUUCCUACUUUUUUAUGCAUAAUUCCAACAAAAUUAAUUACAACUCCCCCUGCAAAAUGUUGCACCGUCGUCCCUAAUUUGCACAGGCGGCAUUAG
Messenger RNA from Trichomonas vaginalis G3, 996 nucleotides. RefSeq lists its product as uncharacterized. The record is from RefSeq and is a predicted model, not a curated record. The transcript has a single exon. Lineage: Eukaryota; Parabasalia; Trichomonadida; Trichomonadidae. The coding region runs from base 1 to 996 and encodes 331 amino acids.